AUGUCCUACCUAUCGAACUUUAACGCCGAAACGGGUAAAACGAUCCUGGUGGACAUCCUCAAGACGGUGAAUCAGCCGGAAAACUCCAAAAAGCUUGCCGAAGCGAAAGCCAACUCGGGCAAAGAGAUGAUUAAGAUGAUGCAGAACGUGUUCCCGCUGGUGAUGCAGGUACAGAUCGAGGUGAUCAAGGAUUACGGAUUUCCCGGGAACCGCGAAGGAUUGGUACAGUUCGAGCAGAUCAUACGGGAGUUUGAGCGUGAGGAUGUGGACAUUGCGCGACUGAGGGCACAGAUCCGUUCCAUCUAUCUACCUCCAAUUAACAUUAACAGCACGAAUGACGUGUUGAUAUGA
Molecule: messenger RNA, 351 nt
Organism: Anopheles maculipalpis
Lineage: Eukaryota; Metazoa; Arthropoda; Insecta; Diptera; Culicidae
Product: protein C10
Exons: 1
Coding region: 1-351 (116 amino acids)
Biological process (GO): post-embryonic development
Source: RefSeq, a predicted model, not a curated record